Penicillium cataractarum is the source of this 2385-nucleotide messenger RNA. RefSeq lists its product as uncharacterized. Gene Ontology annotation, cellular component: cytosol; mitochondrion. Gene Ontology annotation, molecular function: 4 iron, 4 sulfur cluster binding; aconitate hydratase activity. The transcript is spliced from 2 exons. Gene Ontology annotation, biological process: tricarboxylic acid cycle. The record is from RefSeq and is a predicted model, not a curated record. The coding region runs from base 1 to 2385 and encodes 794 amino acids. NCBI's taxonomy places the organism in Eukaryota, Fungi, Ascomycota, Eurotiomycetes, Eurotiales, Aspergillaceae.
AUGAUGUCGCAAGCUCUCCGGCGCAUCGCGCAGUCACGUCGGCCAUAUCAGAGAUCUCCAAUUGCUCAAACACGGUCACUUGCUACUGCUGUCGCAUACCCCUCGAACAUCCUCGGUGUCGAUUAUAACAAGCAAAUCACGGUUCUCGAUACCUUGAAGCGGCAAUCACAGCGCCCAUUGACUUUGACAGAGAAGUUACUUUAUAGUCAUUUGAUUGUUCGGGGCGAUGGCGAAUGGGACUUGGAAAGGAUCGAUCGCGGAAAGACUAUUCUCGAGCUGCGCCCCGAUCGCAUUGCUUGUCAUGAUGCCACAGCGACAAUGGCUCUGCUACAAUUCAUCAGCGCUGGGCUUCCGCGCGUCAGGACCCCGACGACGGUACACAGCGACCAUCUUAUCAUUUCUGAGAAGGGUGCAAAAGAGGAUAUGCAACGGGCUACCUUGGAACAUGCGGAGGUAUAUGACUUCUUGAGCAGCGCCUCGAAAAAGUAUGGAAUUGGUUUCUGGAAACCUGGUUCUGGCAUCAUCCAUACAGUGAUUUUUGAGAAUUACGGAAUGCCCGGCGGUUUGAUUAUUGGAACUGACUCACACACCCCAAAUGCUGGCGGACUGGGUAUGCUCGGUAUUGGAGUCGGAGGCGCUGACGCUGUUGAUGCCAUGUCUGGGAUGCCAUGGGAACUUGUCGCACCAAAGGUCAUCGGUGUGAAUUUGACUGGUCAACUGCAAGGCUGGGCAUCGACGAAGGAUAUUAUCUGCAAGCUUGCUGGUAUUUUGACAGUCUCGGGAGGAAAGGGCUCAGUCAUUGAGUUCUUCGGUCCAGGCACUCAAACCCUGGGAGCUACUGCCAUGGCGACCAUCUGCAACAUGUCAGCAGAGGUUGGAUCAACGUCUUGCAUCUUCCCUCACUCGCCCGCGAUGGAUCGCUACCUGGUUGCUACGAAGCGCGAACAUGUUGCAAGGGCGGCGAAUCAGGUUCGCGAUGUUCUGCUCACGGCAGAUGAAGGGUCUCAUCAGUACUAUGAUCGCAUUAUCGAUAUUGAUCUCUCUUCAUUGGAGCCACACAUCAACGGACCUUUCACACCUGAUCUGGCUCAUCCUGUCUCUGAGUUUAAAUCUGCUGUCGCUGAAAGGGAUUGGCCCCUUGACUUGAGUCAUGCCAUGGUCGGGAGCUGCACAAACAGUUCAUACGAGGACCUCGACAAGUGCCGACAGCUUGUACGUCAGGCCAAGGCAGCCGGAGUCCCCAAGUUCAAGGUUCCAUUCCUUUUGACACCAGGUAGUGAGCAAAUCCGAGCAACUACCGAAGCAGACGGCAUUCUGGACGAAUUGAGGGAUGCCGGUGCUGUCAUUCUUAGCAGCUCGUGUGGACCCUGCGUUGGCUCAUGGGACCGCAAAGAUGUUGAUGUGAAGGGCAAAGAGAAGAACUCUGUGAUCUCCAGUUUUAAUCGCAACUUCAUCGGUCGCCAUGAUAGCAACCCCGCGACUCAUUCGUUUGUGACUUCUCCUGAAAUUGUCACAGCUUUCGCCUACUCUGGUCGUCUUGAUUUCAACCCCAUUACCGAUAAGGUCUCUGGACCUGAAUCGCAGUUCAAACUAGAGCCACCAGUGGGCCAAGAGCUUCCUUUCAAUUUCGAACCCGGUCUUGAGACGUUCCAAGAGCCACCAUCAGAUGGUUCCUCCCUCUCGGUUAACAUUGACCCCAAGUCCGACCGUCUGCAGCUUUUGAAACCGUUCCUAAAAUGGCAGCCAGGCUGUGCCAAAGACAUGGAAAUACUUUUCAAGGUUUCUGGGAAGUGCACAACGGAUCAUAUCUCCCCAGCAGGGCCAUGGUAUAAAUAUCGUGGCCACCUCGAGAAUAUCAGUAACAAUAUGCUUACCACGGCCACCAACGCUUUCCUUCCGAACGACCCCCAGAUGCUUGGCCACACCAAGAGCCCCGUGACCGGAAAUCUGGGCGUGGUUCCAGACAUCGCGCGGGAACUUCAAGCACAGGGUAUUCGCUGGUGCAUUAUUGGAGACAACAACUACGGUGAAGGCAGUUCUCGUGAACACGCAGCGCUUGAGCCACGUUUCCUAGGUGGAACGGCAAUCGUUGCCCGCUCCUUUGCCAGAAUUCACGAGACCAACCUAAAGAAGCAGGGCAUGCUCCCGUUGACAUUCAACGACCCAGCUGAUUAUGAUCGUAUUUUAGAGGGUGAUCGCAUUUCCUUGCUCGGCGUUGAGGAGGGUGAACUUCAGCCCGGCAAGCCCGUUACAAUGAGCGUGAGAACCAGGAAUGGUUCGACCUGGGCAGCUCAGCUCAAUCAUAGUUUCCACCAGGGUCAACUUGCAUGGCUCCGGGCUGGCAGUGCUUUGAAUUAUAUCAAGGCGCGGUCCGCAAGCCCAUAG